AUGAAUCCAAAUUGGUCCGGUGAUCGUUUAUUCCAGGAAACACGAAAAAUUGUUGGAGCUGAAAUACAAGUAAUAACAUAUAAGGAAUUUUACCCAAAUUUGGGUAAUACUAUGAAUAAACAUAUUGGUUCUUAUAAAGGAUAUGAUCCAAAAAUUGAUCCUACCGUAUCUAACGUAUUUACCACAUCAGCUUAUCGAUUUGGACAUGGAAUGUUACAGGAAUUUUAUAAACGGUUAGACUUUGCCGGAAAGAAUAUUUCUCAUGGUGGAUUCCUGUUUGGCGAAGGUGUUUUCAAAUCGGGCAAAAUUUUAUUUGAAGGUGGAAUUGAUCCAAUUUUACGUGGUUUCAUGAUGACAGCCGUAAAACGACCUCAUCGUAUGGGUAAAUCAAUCACUGAAAAAAUGUUUGGCAGUACCGAUCUUGGUUCCGUCAAUAUUCAACGUGGACGUGAUCAUGGAUUACCAUCGUAUAAUAAAUGGCGACAUUUUUGUGGAAUUUCAUUGGCUAAUGAUUUUGAAGAAUUGAAAAAUGAAAUUUUAGAUAAAAAUAUACGUGAUGGUUUAGCAAAAACCUAUAAAACAGUUGAUGAUAUUGAUUUAUAUAUUGGUACGAUGGUUGAAGAUCCAGUUAUUGGUGGUUUAGUCGGUACAACAUUGGCUUGUUUAAUUGGUGAUCAAUUUAAAAGAUUACGUGAUGGUGACAGAUUUUACUACGAAAAUCCUGGUAUUUUUACUGCUGCGCAAUUGGAUGAACUUCAAAAGGUCACAUUAGCUAGUAUCAUUUGCAAUAAUGGUGAUAAUUUUGGUACCAUUUCAAAGGAUGCUUUUUUGGUACCACAAGGACAGCUUACACAAUGUUCAGCAAUUCCACAGAUUGAUUUAAUCAAAUGGCGAGAAUAAAUUGGAUCGAUUUAAAUUAUGGAA
This is a messenger RNA of Loa loa (African eye worm), 924 nucleotides long. RefSeq lists its product as hypothetical. Gene Ontology annotation, biological process: response to oxidative stress. Bases 1 to 900 code for a protein of 299 amino acids. Gene Ontology annotation, molecular function: heme binding; peroxidase activity. NCBI's taxonomy places the organism in Eukaryota, Metazoa, Nematoda, Chromadorea, Rhabditida, Onchocercidae. The transcript has 5 exons. The record is from RefSeq and is a predicted model, not a curated record.